Dioscorea cayenensis subsp. rotundata (Guinea yam) is the source of this 2303-nucleotide messenger RNA. Its product is annotated as 65-kDa microtubule-associated protein 3-like. Gene Ontology annotation, molecular function: microtubule binding. Gene Ontology annotation, cellular component: spindle; cytoplasm. The coding region runs from base 135 to 2147 and encodes 670 amino acids. The record is from RefSeq and is a predicted model, not a curated record. Gene Ontology annotation, biological process: microtubule cytoskeleton organization. NCBI's taxonomy places the organism in Eukaryota, Viridiplantae, Streptophyta, Magnoliopsida, Dioscoreales, Dioscoreaceae. The transcript has 14 exons.
UCAAAUUUAAUCCCAAAAUUUCCAUUUUUUUUUUGGAAGAAAAGAGUUCGAAGGUGAAUCUAGGUCAAUUGGUUGAUCCAUAAAUCUUUUCUGCGUUUUGAGAAUUCAAUCAUUAGUGGAACUAUUGAUUCAUUAUGGCUAAAAGUCUAGAUAAUCAGCUCUUCCAAGUUGAAACAUCAUGCGGAAGUCUUCUAUAUGAGCUUCAGGUUAUAUGGGAUGAAAUUGGGGAGCCUGAUGGAGAUAGGGAUAAAAUGUUACUUGAAUUGGAACAGGAAUGUCUUGAAGUGUAUAGAAGAAAGGUUGAUCAGGCGAAUAGGUCAAGAGCUCAAUUGCGUCAAGCCAUUGCUGUUUCUGAAGCUGAGAUUGCAGCCAUAUGUUCAGCAAUGGGUGAGAGACCUGUGCAUAGUGGACAGAGUACAGGGAGUUUAAGGGAAGAGUUUAGUGUGAUAAUUCCACUGCUUGAUGAAAUGCAAAAGAGGAAGGCUGAAAGAAGAAGCCGAUUCCUUGAAUUUUUUGAACAAAUAAAACACAUAUCAAAUGAGCUAAGUUCUGAAGAAUGUAAUCAUCGCAAGAAUGCUUUGGAUGAAUCGGAUCUAUCCAUUAAAAAACUUGAAGAAUUGCAGGAACAACUAGAAUCACUUCAAAAGGAGAAGAAUGAACGGUUGCAGCUGGUGCUAGACCACCUGAAGACAUUGAGAAGUUUAUGUUUAGUUCUUGGUAUGGAUUUCAAUCAAACAGCUUGUGAGAUACACUCUAGUCUGGGAGGAGCAGAAGCAUCAAGUUUUAGCAGUGAAACCAUUGACAGUCUAGCUUCUGCAAUACAGAGGUUGAGAGAGAUCAAGACACAAAGACUACAGACACUACAAGAUCAUGCCGCUACUUUGUUUGAACUGUGGAGUUUGAUGGACGCGCCUAUUGAAGAGCAACAAUUGUUUCAGAACGUCACAUGCACUGUAGGUGCUUCGGAACAUGAAAUAACAGAUGCAAAUAUGCUUUCCGAACACAAUGUCAAUCAUGUGGAGACAGAGGUUUCAAGGCUUCAAGAACUAAAAGCUAGUAAGAUGAAUGAGCUAGUUCUGAAGAAGAAGACAGAACUAGAGGAACUUCGAUGUAGAACACACUUGGUUGCCAGGACAGAUAAUGCAUUUAAAUUUGCAGGAGAAGCUACCAAGGAUGGAACUGUUGAUCCAUCUUUAGUACUGGAAGAAAUAGAGGCUCAAAUAUUUGCUGUGAAAGAGGAAACUUUUAGCAGGAAAGACAUUCUUGAAAAAGUCGAAAAAUGGUUGGCUGCAUGUGAGGAAGAGUCCUGGCUGGAGGAGUACAACAGGGAUGAGAAUCGAUAUAGUGCUGGAAGAGGAGCUCACCUCACUCUUAAACGCGCUGAAAAGGCCCGUUUGCUAGUCAAUAAAAUUCCAGCAAUUGUGGAAACUUUGAUGAACAGAGUCACAGCAUGGGAAGAAGAAAGAGGGAUUGCCUUUACCUAUGAUGGAGUUUGCCUAAUGUCAAUGCUAGAAGAAUACAGCAUAUUGAGGCAAGAGAAGGAGCAAGAACGCAAGAGGCAGAGGGAUCAGAGAAGGCUACAAGAUCAGUUUAUAGCUGAACAGGAAGCACUUUAUGGAUCCAAACCAAGUCCUUCCAAAUCCCAAAGUGGAAAGAGAGCUCCUAGAAUUUCCACUGGCGGUCCAAGUAGAAGGAUAUCAUUAGGUGGAGCUGUAUUGCAAAAGAGUACACGCUUAAUGAGAAAGGUGGAUGAGGGUGUUGUCCCUUCAGCUGGUAGCAGAGGUCAUGCUGGUCUUACAGCAAAGAAACAACCUCUCCAGGCAUCUAAUGUCCAUGGAAUCAUCACCCAAACACCUCGCAAACCCUUCACUCCUCUAGUUCCAUUGAACAGCAUGCCAUCAACACCCUCCAAGCCAAUCAUCACAACAGACAUAGCAGAGGAGAAGAGAACUCCCAAAGGUAUCAUGCCAAUUCAGACACCAACAACACCAAUGACUGUCUCUGUGCCAAUGCAUGUUGCCAACACACCAGCUCCACUCUGCUUUGUUUAUGAAGCUGCAACUGAAGAAAGAGCACUAGAUAUUGAGUAUUCCUUUGAGGAAAGAAGAAUGGCCUUUCUGCUAAACAACCCUCAGAUGUUUGUUUAGUUUCUUCUCAUCACACUCAAUUUUUCAAGGAAAUUGGUACAGAGUUUGACUGGCCUCUCUUCAAAAGAAACAUCAAACAGUUCUCAUUACCCUGAAUUUUCCAAAUUGUACUGAAUACUUUUAAUGUUUGGUUUCUUUUUAAUUGAUGCCAGUCAA